ACAGAGAGAGAGAGAGCGAGAGAGAGAGAGAGAGAGAGAGAGACCACCAACAUCAACACUACCAGAGACCGUCCCCGACGCCCACACUUCCGGACUGGAGCCUCAGGAGGCAGCUGGGUCGGGAUCAGUGACUGUAAAAAGAAGGUCGGGAUGCAUCUAUCUCCCGGUGCUGUUUGAGAUGAGGAUAAGACGACGACGUCUUCUCCGGUGAAACGGCGAUGCUUUAGACCGGCCCGUUACAAUCUGAGCACAACUGAUCCAAAUCGCGGCGGUUAUUCGCCCAACACUCAGAGGGGAUUCAGGCUUUAGCCAUACUGUCUGUCUGCUGUCAACUGUUGCUUAUUUCCACUGUAAAUGAAUCUUAUAAGGUUUAUGAACAACCGUGUUCCUCCUAACAAGAGAUACCAGCCCACAGAAUAUGAGCAUGCUGCCAACUGUGCCACGCAUGCGCUAUGGAUAAUUCCCAGCCUGCUGGGCAGCUCAGUGUUGCACUUCCAGUCGGAGGACCAAUGGGAGCGGCUGUCGGCCUGGGUGUAUGGGGCGGGACUCAGCUCGCUCUUCAUCAUCUCCACCCUGUUCCACACUGUGGCCUGGAAGAAGAGCCACCUACGGUCUGUGGAGCACUGUUUCCACAUGUGUGACAGGAUGGUGAUCUAUUUCUUCAUUGCAGCCUCCUACGCCCCUUGGCUGAACCUGCGGGAGCUGGGUCCCUGGGGGUGUCACAUGCGCUGGCUGGUGUGGGUCAUGGCCUCUUUUGGAACCACCUACGUCUUCUUCUUCCAUGAGAGGUAUAAGAUCACGGAGUUGAUCUGCUAUACGGUGAUGGGAGUUUUUCCUGCCCUGGUCAUCCUCUCAAUGCCGGAGCAGUCUGGGUUAUAUGAGCUGCUGGUGGGCGGAGCCUGCUACUGUUUGGGGAUGGUCUUUUUUAAAAGUGAUGGUAUCGUCCCAUUCGCUCAUGCCAUUUGGCACCUGUUUGUAGCUAUGGGAGCAGCCAUACACUACUACGCCAUCUGGAAGUACCUCUAUGCCCAGCCAUCCAGUCAGGUCCAGACCUCCAGAUGACAUCCGCGCUGACCUCACAAGUAGCUCUUGUGUUUGAGCAACUUCAAGGGGUUAAUGCGAGCUGUGUCCCAAUUCAGGUGUUGCCUCCUUUGGAAAGCAAGUGAACCUCCUCCACAAAUAAGAUGGUGUAGCCUCACAGUAACAAAAACUAAUGGUGCAUUUAGGUGAUCCUCGUCAACUCGUGAAGCAAAAAAAACCCCACAUUCAUCACAUGGUUCAUCACCAGAAAGUUGCACUCAAAUGGCCAGUACAGUUGUAACAAGUCUACUGCAACGCUAGCUGCUCGGUGAGGCUGUACUUAUGCACAGCGGUGCUUUGAGCUAAAUGCUAACGUCAGCAUGCUAACAUGCACACAAUGACAAUGUAACAUGCUGAUGUUUAGAAGGUAUAAUGUUUCUUAAUAAUUAUAUAAUCAUCAAAGUUGCAUUUUAUCCUGAGAGGGGAAUCAGUGUCUGAACUGCACCUACUUUUAUGGAACUCUAUCCAGUUCAUUUGAAGCCACAAAUACAAACAUCAUGAUGAUGCUAGAGGCUUGGGGAUCACCAAAGUCAUUAAGAUACAUUUUCUGGGGACCAUGAAUGUCUGUACAAAAUUUCGUGAAAAAACUUUGGUGGCACAAGAGGAAAAGUCAAAAGUGGUGAACCGUCUGACCGACUGACAUUGCCAUCUGUAGGCUGGCCAGCAUAGAUAAAGAACCAGUAGUCAAAAACAGGCAGGUUUAACGGUAACUGAGUUUACAGUACCAGUUGUGAUGUUUCUCCUUAACACACUUAUUUACAUCAUUUAUGAGUUCAUGAGGACAUCUGAACGCAUCAUUAACCAAUUGCCCUGCAUGCAAUGGAUUGUAGGAUACUGUGGUGGAUACUGGAAAUAAUUCACCGGUUGUUUUUUGCCAAAUGUGUCAAAAAAAAAAGGCUGCGUUUGGAGGACACUGCAUUGAGGCGGCCUUUUAGCCUGUUGUAAAAACUCUGGACUUCAAAGGAGGCAAACCCGUCAAUCAGGACACAGCUUUUUUUAUUUUUAUUUUUACAGAUCCAGUUUAGUUCGAUCUUAAAAUAUUUUUGCAGGUACUUUGGUUUCAUUCCAAUAAUCAGGGUUUAAUUACUAUUCUUGGAGAUUUCUCUCUAUGUGGUGCAUGUCCUGAUUCAGUGUUCAGAAGCUGAAUUGAAGGCAUUGUCUUAUUGUCAAGUGGAGGACAAUGUUUACAAUUAGCUAACUUGACUAUCAUAGUUUCAGGACAUUAUUUAAAGUAUUAUUAUCAUCAAUAACAGAAGGUUAUGGUUUGAUUAUAUUUAGGAGGUUGCGACAUCAGUAAUUUACUAUUCCAAUUCAGAGCGCUAGAUAGUAUUAUUACUGUUUGUUAGUUGUGCUAUCUACACUGUAGUAUACUAUGUGGUUUAACAGCAGUUGCUUCAGUCAGUGAUUAACUGUGAUUUCUAAAUCAAGCAUGACUUUAGAAUAAUAUUUUCUUUAAUGUCGAACAUACAGAUGUUUAUGGUUUUGGUCUCGGAGACUUGUGUGCUUCCACUUUUACCUGGCUCUACACAGUAGAUUACCAAGCAUAAUUCCUGAAUUCUAAUAGUUUACUGUUGUUGAUUAGGUUUAGUAAGUGGAGAUGUCAUCAGUACAAUUUAUACAGUAUAUAUUUAUUAAUGACGUACAGUAUAUGUUGACUUUAUCUAUAUUUUCUUCUAAUGUACUUAAAGUAUCAGCUGAUUAUCUUCGUCAUCUUCAACUUAAUGAGUGGGACCCAUUUGAUAGAGUCUGUCAAAGUUACAUGGUUGAACCUCAGAAGGGAAAACCACUGUCUGAUUCAGCACUGCCAGAAGACUGACAUACUGCCGUACCUGAUAGCACACUACUACCAUAAACGUUUCACACUUGAAAGGAAACUGAAGCUAUAGUAUUGUUGAACAAUCUGGCCCAAUAUCAAGGCAUCUCAGGUGUGUGUGUGUGUGUGUGUGUGUGUGUGUGUGUGUGUGUGUGUGUGUGUGCGUGUGCGUGUGCGUGUGCGUGUGCGUGUGCGUGUGCGUGUGCGUGUGUCCUAUACUGUCUGACUCCCAUGAAUCCAAAGCCUGUAAUCGGCUGAGUCUAUGUUUACAUGUGAACGCAUGUACCUUGAACACAUAAAAAAGUAUAUUUGAAAUAUGUAUGUACUCUCAGUGUUAAGCUGUAUGUGGUAGCACAUGGUAGAUUGGACGAGCUUGAUAAAUGUGGCUAGAGGACCAAAAGGUCAUACCGUCUAGUAUUCAUAGGUGUAAAAGAAAUGUAUCUUGUUUAACAUCUUUUCGCUGCUGUCUGUCUCUCAGGAUUUGGAUCAUUUGGGCUUUAAAGCCUGUGAAGCCACAUUCAAGGACCACUGAAGCUGCUCCGGUUGUUUGGGCACUGUCUGGAGUAACGAAAAUGAUCAAAAGCUGUAAAGCUGCUUUCUUUAAUGCUGGCACCACUCCAUACAGCUUUUCUUGCUUACUCACAUCACCAAGUAGGGCAGAAGCCCAAAAGGUUUUCUGCAAGUUUUACAUAUGGGUAAUAUUUAUAAAGUAACCAAACAAGAGAAAACUUUAAGACAGAUAGAAAUUUAAAUAGAACCACUACAGAUAUUAGAGCAGCAGAUGUGUUUUUAGAUUAUAAAGAACUAGAAAAGAUACAUUCACCAAAGCUGCACAAACCCCUAAAUGUGCUGUAAAAUCCACAACAUAUGCAUUAAGAUUUGCAUCAAACUACACUGUGAUGAACACUUAUGAGAUGCAUUUUCAUCCAAAUAAGUGCAGUAGUUCUAUAGAAAGUGAGGAAGGUAAAAAAAAAGGUCUUAUCUGCAAUGUUAAUAGGUCAUUAAAAAAAAGUACUGGAUGCACACCAGAAAUAAAUCAUUUGUUUCUUAUAUGGCCAAACUUUACACUUUUUAACAUAUCCUGCUAAUUAGCUAAACAAUAUGAGGAACAAGCAAAGAGAUGGGAAUGCCAGCAUAAUCUUUUUGGCAGAAGUAACAAAUAAUAUUAUAGAAUAAAUCUGCACAUUUCUAACCAGCUGUGCAGGAAUUGUCUCCUUUGCUGCAUAACUGCCCCUAAUCAGGUCCUGGGGUAUACUUUUAAAAUGUAAUAAUGUUCAAUCUUCAGUAUAACUCUAACUUUUUGUAGAUCUAAUUUACCAACCAGCAUAUGAAUGCAUCAUUAAACUGUAGGGUCCAAAAAGAAAAUCCUCUAGUGACAAAAACCCCCCACCAAAAAUCAAUCAAAUGUAUCCAUUACUUUUUGAGACAUCUGACCAACAAACACACCCAGGUUGAAAAUAACCUGAAAGUAACACAAAUAUUUAUUGUUGUCAUUAUACCAUUUAGGUCAUUAGGGAGUGGUAAUUUAUUGUCACAGUGGACUGGGAAUUACAUUUGUCACACUGUGGAUAUCUCAGUUUGGAAUUAAACUCUUUAGAUAUAUUCUCAAAUUUAAGAGUACCUUUUAGUAUUGGUACUCUAAGUGUUUACUUGAGCCUCUGAGAAACACCAAAUGAUUGAGCGUUUACUGUUUUGCAGAACUUGGGAGUAUUAGAGCCUAUUUUGACUUGCUCUACAGGCAGGUUUAGUGACUUGAUAUGAAGUAUUUGAAGGUUUAACGUGCGUCUGUCUUGUCUUGGUUAUAAUAUCUGUCUCAUUCAGGCAUGCAGUGCCCACCUUACUUUGUAUAGAGUUUUUUAAACUCUCCAUGAAGCCUUCAUGGACCCUCUGUAUACGGUUUAUACACACUCUGUGAUUGUGGAGCUGCUGUUCUCAGUGCUGCUGGUGUUUUAUUUCUGGUCAUACGAGACUGAUUAUAUUAUCUAUUAUUUCUCUCUCUAGUUUUCAUAUUGGUUUUUCUUGUGUCUGUGGUGCUUUUGUGCGGUGAUGAGCCUAUAUGACGCCAACAAUGCUUUUAUCUUUUCUAUUUCUCUUGUAAUAAAAAAAGCUUUUUCAUGGAGUA
Sander lucioperca (pikeperch) is the source of this 5015-nucleotide messenger RNA. Its product is annotated as monocyte to macrophage differentiation factor 2-like. The record is from RefSeq and is a predicted model, not a curated record. NCBI's taxonomy places the organism in Eukaryota, Metazoa, Chordata, Actinopteri, Perciformes, Percidae. Gene Ontology annotation, molecular function: pore-forming activity. The transcript is spliced from 7 exons. Gene Ontology annotation, cellular component: membrane. The coding region runs from base 355 to 1062 and encodes 235 amino acids.